This is a messenger RNA of Myripristis murdjan (pinecone soldierfish), 1741 nucleotides long. RefSeq names its product zona pellucida sperm-binding protein 3-like. Gene Ontology annotation, biological process: binding of sperm to zona pellucida; egg coat formation; positive regulation of acrosome reaction. The coding region runs from base 70 to 1725 and encodes 551 amino acids. Gene Ontology annotation, cellular component: extracellular matrix. Gene Ontology annotation, molecular function: acrosin binding. The transcript is spliced from 10 exons. Lineage: Eukaryota; Metazoa; Chordata; Actinopteri; Holocentriformes; Holocentridae. The record is from RefSeq and is a predicted model, not a curated record.
UUUUUAUCCAGUGGGUGAGAGAGAGAGGUUUGGCUUUCUGAAACACAUUAUUGUUCAAAAGGGAGACUCAUGGAGACUUUGUGUUUCUCAGUAAACCUCUAUAUUGCUUUCUGUUUGUUUGGAGUCUAUGUCUCAUCAUCUUUUGCUUUUCCCUCUAAACAAGACACACAGCCUGCAGCAUUUGUAGGAAGCCAGGACUCCAAAAACACUUUCUAUGAGCAAAAAAGUAGUGCAGCUGAGGAGCGGGAGCGGGUGAACACCAUCACUGUUAAGUGCCAUCCAGACUCAAUGGAAAUUGUUGUCAAGGCUGAUAUGUUUGAAGUGGGCGCUCCUAUUGACGGGGACGAGCUGCGCCUUGGAGUGGAGCAUAUUGAUUUCUGCAAAGCUGCAGCAUCUUCAGAAGAUGAGUACAGAAUUGUCGUUGGACUGCUGGACUGUGGCACCAAACAUUGGAUGACUGAGGAUUCACUGAUCUAUACAAAUCUCCUCAUUUACUCUCCUAUGGCCUCUCCGGAUGGGGUGAUACGAAUGGAUGAGGCUGUCAUUCCAAUUGAGUGUCAUUAUGGAAGGAAGUACAGUUUGUCCAGUUCCUCACUCGCACCCACCUGGAUCCCUUUCACCUCGACCCAGGCUGCAGUGGAAACCUUGGAGUUCGGCUUGAGGAUCAUGACGAGUGACUGGCUGUAUGAGAGGAGCUCUAACGUCUUUUACCUCGGUCAGCCCAUUCACAUUGAAGCCUCCGUGAGGGUCGGCCAUCACAUUGGGCUCAGAGUCUUUAUCAGCAGCUGUGUGGCCACCCUGGACCCAGACAGGCACUCUGUUCCCAGAUACGUCUUCAUCGAGAACGGGUGCUUGGUUGAUUCCCAGCUUCGAGGCUCAAACUCGCUCUUCUUACCGAGGACACAGGAUGACGAGCUCCAACUGGUCAUUGAAGCCUUCAGGUUCCAUAAUGAGGACAGGGGACAGCUCUACAUCACUUGUCACCUUAAGGCUGUACCCAUAAAUGAUGCAGAGCUGCAAAAUAAGGCAUGCACCUACAUCAAUGGAAGAUGGCGGUCAGCUGACAACAACGACUACGCCUGUGGACAAUGUCAAGGCCAAAAUGAAGUCGGCCAAACCCACAGUAUACCGAGCAGCUAUGGCACAUUUGGUCCUCGUGCUCCCGGCAAGCCUGAGUCCCGCUGGAGGAGUGGACUGAAGGCCAACAAAGUAUGGGAACAUGAGGAAAGUGUGGGUCCCAUGCUCGUCUUACCUGCCAGGCACAAAAGUGGGCCCCUGCCUGUGGAAGAGCUCCCUCCCCUCCUCACUAAAAUGAGCGGACAGUCGCUGUACGGCAGCCAGUGGAAAAGUGGAAUCAACUUCAAAACGGGCCUGGAGAAGGGACUGCUCCCUGACCUGACGCCUCCACCUGCUCAGGGAGCCCUCGGCGACUUGACCACCGACAUGCCUCAGGCAAAAGUUUCUGAGCAGAACGAGGGAGAGGAUUCCCACAAGGAUUUGGGUGAGGCCACUGCCGAUAAAGACGUGGCCCCUCGUAGCAAUGCAACUCUCAGCAUUACUUCUAAACCAGUGGAAUCGCCUGAUGAGCCGUUACACAGCACGGACAUCAGCACCACAGAGGCCCCCGCUGACGUCGGCCACACCGACCCUGAUCUGCUGGAUGUGACGACGCUGCCAACAACUGCAGGACCUGACCUUUCAAAUAAAGAUGACCCUAAAAAAUAAAAGGAACUUUCUGCUU